This is a messenger RNA of Paramuricea clavata, 405 nucleotides long. NCBI's taxonomy places the organism in Eukaryota, Metazoa, Cnidaria, Anthozoa, Malacalcyonacea, Plexauridae. The record is from the annotation of a GenBank genome assembly.
AUGAAGGAGAAAUGGCUUUCAAUCAUUCCCCAUGUUUCCAGCAAACACAGUUGGAAAUUAGGGUGGAAGCACUUUAAGAAAUGUGUGCAUCAUAGACUUAGCAGACGAGAGAAGAAACAAGUUCCAUGGUUGAAACCAGGAUCACCUGCACUUGUUGCCCUGGAAGAGGUAGUGAAUAACAAAAGGCUUCUGAAAGAUAUCGAGAAAUUGACAGAAUUCCACCAUACUGGGGAACUGGACAUUUUUCACUCCCUUAUGCUGAAGUACCAAAACAAAUGCACUUCAGCUACAGAUGAAUGUUGGCACAUACUCAACUUGCAGCAUUUGAUCACAACCAUAAUUGCAAUCGGGUUCAAGCUGUAUUUAAGUCGGGUGGAAACAAGGUCAGCCGCAAUUCAAGGUUGA